AGGACAAUCAACUCACUACCUACCACACAGAAGUCGCGACGGUUUAUCUCAACGCGGCUUCCAUUAAAUUAUUCUAUUUGUGACGAAGAAACUUUAUUAUUAUCUAUUAUUACCCAAUUGGGAUCAACAACUCGUCCCUAAUGGGUUUAACACGGCGCUAAAACAACUAGCGCAGAGCUUCUUCUCAAUUAUGAGGCACCUUCCUCCAACAAACUGUAUCGGAUGGAUAGCAACGCAACUUCCAUGAUCGAGUCAACUGGUACGCAGGUACAUGGUUACGGUCGAAUUCUAAAAACUAUAAAUACACCUCGACCCCGGCCGCCUAAUUUAUUUUUACCUUUCACCUAUUCAACCACAGACUCGGGCUUAACCUUAACCUUAACUCCCAUCUCUCGCACACGACAACCACAAUUCCCUUGAAGGCUUUAGGACUAUUACCUAUAACAAACCUAAGCCUGUCAACACAAAGACGUAGAGAUGGAGAACACCGAGCUGGUUAACCAGGGGAUGACCCAAGUAUUCACUGGGCUCGGGAUCCUCCUUGGUGCUGGGCGGAUCAGCAAUGCCACCCACGAAAAGAUCAUGGGCCUGAUCCAGGCAGACCAGAACCGCGCCAUCGUCGACAACACUCCCAUGGCGGCGGAGACAAGAACUGGUCGCCCCGGCCAAGGAAAGGAGACACCCGACUCCAUGGGGUCUGAAGAUUUACUCGAGCUAGGCCGAGAGUUUUCUAGCACCUCCAUUGGGGACAAACACAGUCGCGGCUUGACAACACACGCCAGCACAGAGCCGAAGAUUGUCUGUCCUUGGUGGUCCACUCCGGGAUUCGAGUGUCGACUCGUGGGAAAGGGACACUGUCCAUUUCACCACGAGCACGUCCCGGGUGGACUAGUCCAGCCACUAAUUUGCCAUUUCUGGACAAGUGGCGGACGUUGUACCAAGGCAGAUAAAGACUGCAAGUUUGCCCAUUACCUUGCCGACCAUCGCAUCGUUGCUCCUGCGCCUAUAAAGAAGAAGCCUGAGAAGACUUCGACUGGAUUAGACUACAGUGAGCACUUUGCGGUACCCCGCCCAGCCGUGCUGUCCGAAGAGAACGAUAUCGGCAGAUGGCAUACCCGGCCGCGACCUCCUCCUGAGGGGGACUGGUAGAGCGAGUCGGCUCAACUUGGCGGGCGGGGCGGUGCCAAUGGAGGUGCUAUUAAGGGUAUAAUUCGAGGCUGGCUUGGAGUAGGUAGCGGAGGAGGGUAGGUUGGGGGAUAUUAUUGAUAAGGAGGUGUUGUAGAACCUAUUUAUCCUUAUAACCGACGCUUUAAUCCGGUUAACGAUUAACGACUAACGCGAUAAACGAAUAAUGAAUCAACCUAUUCGCGAUAAUCAAAUAACCUUUCCCCUUUCCAUCCAUUUUAUGCUUAAGUUACCGGUGAAAUUUUACAAUGGUCAUACCUGUAGUCUGAUAAUCUGAUAUCUGUCCAAGGUAGAUUAGGCACCUCAUAAG
This is a messenger RNA of Daldinia caldariorum, 1495 nucleotides long. RefSeq lists its product as uncharacterized. NCBI's taxonomy places the organism in Eukaryota, Fungi, Ascomycota, Sordariomycetes, Xylariales, Hypoxylaceae. The transcript is spliced from 3 exons. The record is from RefSeq and is a predicted model, not a curated record. Bases 478 to 1149 code for a protein of 223 amino acids. Gene Ontology annotation, molecular function: metal ion binding.